AUGGAAGUUAUCUCCCAACUCGUCACCUCUGACGACUGGGGUAGCCACGUAGUCAACUCAACACCACCCGUAUAUGGUCUCGCUCAAUGCUUCCAAGACCUCUCUCACACCGACUGUCUUCUUUGCUACGCUGCGAGUCGGACCAGACUCCCUAGUUGUCUCCCCUCUAUCUCUGCUCGUAUAUAUCUUGAUGGGUGCUUCUUACGGUACGACAACUAUAGUUUCUUCAAUGAAAGCACUGACCCAGAUCGAGACACUGUGAAUUGCAGUAGUCCAUAUGGUAAAUUGAGUGGCAAUGAAGCUGAAAGAUCGGAUUUCCAGAAGAGGGUUGGAGGGUUAAUCGAGAAUGUGACUGAAAUUGCGGUUUUGGAUGGAGGAUUUGGAGUUUUCGAAAUGAAGGGAGUUUAUGGGUUGGCACAGUGUUGGAAGACUGUGAGCAAAGAUGGGUGUAGAGAGUGUUUAGAGAAGGCGGGUCAGGAGGUGAGGGGGUGUUUGCCAAGCAGGGAAGGGAGGGGUUUGAAUGCUGGGUGUUAUUUGAGGUACUCCACCGUGAAGUUCUACAGUGAUUCCGAGAAAAUGAAGGAAAAUUCUGGGGUAUCUAUAAUAGGAGUCACUGUUGCGAUUGCUUUGGCUGUAGCAGUAGUCUUAAUGCUCUCACUCUUUGCUGCUUAUGCAGCCUAUGUAAGGCUGUCAAAGUUGAAAGAAGAACAGAAUAAUCUCGGCCAAAUAUCAAAUUCAUUUAACAGGUCCGGUUUGAAUUUCAAAUAUGAAACUCUUGAGAAGGCAACAAAUUAUUUUAAUGCUUCAAGAAAAUUAGGUCAGGGAGGAGCUGGUUCUGUAUUCAAAGGUACUCUCCCAGAUGGCAAAACUGUUGCUGUUAAGAGAUUGUUUUUCAAUACUCGGCAAUGGGUAGAUGAGUUUUUCAAUGAGGUAAACUUGAUCAGUGGAAUUCAACACAGUAACCUUGUGAAGCUUUUGGGUUGUAGCAUUGAAGGCCCUGAGAGCCUCCUGGUUUAUGAGUAUGUUCCCAACAGGAGUCUCAAUCAGUUUCUUUUCG
Messenger RNA from Ilex paraguariensis (yerba mate), 1057 nucleotides. The record is from the annotation of a GenBank genome assembly. NCBI's taxonomy places the organism in Eukaryota, Viridiplantae, Streptophyta, Magnoliopsida, Aquifoliales, Aquifoliaceae.